Molecule: messenger RNA, 4021 nt
Organism: Eurypyga helias (sunbittern)
Lineage: Eukaryota; Metazoa; Chordata; Aves; Eurypygiformes; Eurypygidae
Gene: RB1CC1
Product: RB1-inducible coiled-coil 1
Exons: 14
Biological process (GO): autophagy of mitochondrion; glycophagy; autophagosome assembly
Cellular component (GO): Atg1/ULK1 kinase complex; phagophore assembly site membrane; extrinsic component of membrane
Molecular function (GO): molecular adaptor activity; protein kinase binding
Source: RefSeq, a predicted model, not a curated record
CAGAUCUUCUCUGGCUUUGAACAGCCAUGCUGCUCUGUUGCCAAAAAUCAAGUAAAGUGAAUGUGCACUUCUAUUCUCCUGUUGAAUUUGAUGAAGGUGGUAGCUUUGUGUAGUGCCUGAAGUUUCUAAAUGAUUGUACCAGUGAAAGUUACAAACUUCAGAGACCUCAAGAAAUCAUCAUGAAGCUAUAUGUAUUUCUGGUCAACACUGGAACUACCCUUACCUUUGACACAGAACUUGCUGUACAAAAUGUGGCUGAUCUGAAACAUGCAAUUCAAACAAAAUACAAGAUUGCUAUUCAGCACCAAGUACUGGUUGUCAAUGGAGGAGAGUGCAUGGCACCAGACAGAAGAGUAUGUAGUUACAGUGCUGGAACAGACACCAAUCCAAUUUUUUUAUUCAACAAAGAAAUGAUCUUGUGUGAACGCCCACCAGCUAUCCCCAAAACCACGUUUUCAGCAGAGAAUGAGAUGGAAUUGAAAGUAGAAGAAUCUCUCAUGAUGCCUGCAGUGUUUCAUACAGUAGCAUCACGGACACAGCUUGCUGUGGAAAUGUAUGAGGUUGCCAAGAAGCUUUGCUCCUUUUGUGAAGGUCUUGUACAUGAUGAACAUCUUCAGCAUCAAGGCUGGGCUGCCAUAAUGGCCAACUUGGAAGACUGUACAUACUCUUACCAAAAACUACUUUUCAAGUUUGAAAAUGUAUAUUCAAGCUAUUUGCAGUCCAUAGAUGAUAUCAAGUUGAAACUUACACACUUGGCUUCUGCUGUUUCUAUCAUGGCCAAGAUACCGCUUCUGGAGUGCCUAACGAGACAUAGUUACAGAGAGUGUUUAGGAAGACUGGAUUCUUCAGCUGAGCAUGGAGGGGCAGAAGGUGAAGAAACUGAGGAUGGGAAAUCUGCUGAAUUGGUGCUUUAUUCUGAUAUAUCUAAAGAGAACAAUAAAUCAAUGUUAGCCUCAUUUUGCAAAUCAGUUGAACAUUCAACUUUGGAAGGCACAGGUCCUGAAAAUGUAAAAGAUGAUAAGGAGUCUGGUCAGAAUGCUACUGUCCAAGACAGUGAAACAUCAGUGGAAUUGAAAGAUGAUGAUCAGCCUUCCUUCAAUGUGUCUUUGUUAGACUGGAUAAAUGUUCAAGAUAGACCUAAUGAUGUUGAAUCGCUGGUGAGAAAGUGUUUUGAUUCUAUGAGCAGGCUUGAUCCAAGGAUCAUCCAACCCUUUCUGGCAGAAUGUCGCCAAACUAUCGCCAAACUAGAUAAUCAGAACAUGAAGGCUAUUAAAGGCCUUGAGGAUAGGCUCUAUGCAUUGGACCAGAUGAUAGCAAGCUGCAGCAGACUGGUGAAUGAACAAAAGGAACUUGCUCAGGGAUUUUUGGCUAAUCAGAAGAGAGCUGAGAACUUGAAAGAUCCUUCUGUACUGCCUGAUUUGUGUUUGAGUCAUGCAAAUCAGCUGAUGAUUAUGUUAACUAAUCACAGAAAACUGUUAGAUAUUAAACAGAAAUGUACCACUGCCAAACAGGAGCUUGCAAAUAAUCUACAAGUCAGACUGAAGUGGUGUUGUUUUGUAAUGCUUCAUGCUGACCAAGAUGGAGAGAAACUACAAGCAUUGCUUCGUCUUGUAACAGAGCUCCUAGAAAGGGUCAAAGUUGUAGAGGCGCUCAGUACUGUUCCUCAAAUGUACUGUCUAGCUGUUGUUGAAGUUGUGAGGAGGAAAAUGUUCAUAAAACACUACAGGGAGUGGGCAGGUGCUUUAAUAAAAGAUGGAAAACAUUUAUAUGAAGCUGAAAAGGCAAAAAGGGAAUCUUUUGGUAAACUGUUCAGGAAGUCUUUUCUAAGGAAUCGUUUGUUUAGAGGACUUGACUCCUGGCCCCCAUCCUUUUGUACACGAAAACCUCGCAGGUUUGACAGUGAGCUUCCAGAUAUCUCACUAAGUGACUUGCAGUUUCUACAGUCUUUUUGUCCUUCAGAAGUACAGCCGUUACUCAGGGUUCCCAUACUUUGUGACUUUGAACCUCUUCACCAGCAUGUACGUGCUCUACAUAACCUGGUAAAGGCAGCACAGAGUUUGGAUGAAAUGUCACAAACCAUUACAGACCUGCUGAAUGAACAAAAGGCCUCCAAUAGUCAAGCAUCACCACAAUCUGCUACCACACCAAGGAUGGAAAGUACAACAGGAACCGCAAUUGCUACCUCUUCAAGAACUCCUCCGUCACUCAGUCUUCAGGGUCCCCUGUGUCCUCCUGUGUGUCCCCCAGCUCCAUUAGAAGAAUUGUCUCCAGACAGCAUUGAUGCUCAUACAUUUGAUUUUGAAACUAUUGCCCAUCCGAACUUGGAGCAAGCUCUUAAGCAAGGGUCGUUAGACUUGGAUUCAUUAGCAGAAAGUCCAGAAUCCGACUUCAUGUCAGCAGUAAAUGAAUUUGUAAUAGAAGAAAAUCCAGUAUCUCCUAAUGUAAUAAGUGAUCCACAAAGUCCAGAAAUGAUGGUGGAAUCUCUUUAUUCUUCAGUUAUCAAUGCAAUAGACAGUAGACGUAUGCAAGACACAAAGUCUUGUGUAAAGGAUGUUUCAGUAGACAAUGCUUCUCACAAUGUUUGCGUGGAGAAGUGUAGGGUUAUUGCCCAAGACUCAAAGGUACAUUUAAGAGGUAUAAAAGAAGAUCUUUGCCACUUUAGAACACUUGUACAAAGAGAACAGUGUGACUUUUCGAAUUCUUUAAAAUGCACUUCGUUAGAAAUAGUAAAUACUGUUGAGAAGGUAAAACUUUCACUUGAAAAAACACUAAAAGAUAAACAUCAAAAAGAAUUACAGUCUUUGAAAAGUGAAUAUGAAACUAAAAUUAAUAAAUUGGUGGAGGAUGGUGAAGAAAAUAAAAAGAAGAUUACAAAGUUAAAAGGUGACUUACUAGGCCUUGAGGAAGUUCUUCAGAAUAAGAAUGAUGAAUUUGCAAUGGUGAAAAAUGAGAAAGAAGCUGUAGUUUGCCUUCAGAAUGAGAAAGAUCAAAAAUUACUUCAAUUGGAAUGCCAAAUGGAGACACAAAAUUCUGAAAUUAAGGAACUGAGAGAGUCACGGGAGAUAGUACUUGAAGACUUGAAAAAACUUCAUGUUGAAAACAAUGAAAAACUACAACUCCUGAGGGCGGAACUCGAAAGUUUAGAGCAAAGCCAUUUAAAAGAACUGGAGAACAACCUACAAGCCAGGCAUCUACAGGAGUUUGAGAAGGUGCUAGCUGAGCACAAGGACUGCUUAGAUAAAGUAAAAAAAGAGAACCAGCAUAGACUUGAACAAAUGCAGGAAUCUCAUGCAUUAGUUAUGCAGGAGAAGCAACAACAGGUAGAAGAGUUACAACUCAAGGUUUCAGAUCUUUCUGAUUUGAGGUGCAAAUUAGAAGUUGAACUUGCCCUGAAAGAGGCAGAAACUGAUGAAAUGAAGCUGCUUUUGGAAGAAAGCAGAAACCAGCAACAAGAGACCUUAAGAUCUCAGAUUGAUAAAGAAACUGAAAGCUUAAAAAGAGAGAUAGAUAAAUUAAACAAUAAAAUACAAAUUAACACUGAUGAAUAUCAAGUGGUCUUAUCAGAACUAAGGACUCUGAUGACAAUUGAGAAAGAUCAGUGCAUUUCUGAGCUAGUAGACAGAUACGAAGAAGAAUCAAAUUUGCUUAGAACUGAACUAAAUAAAGUAACACUUCUUCAUCAAAAAACUUCUGAGGCAGAAAAAAGACUUUCAGAGCAAAUAACGGAACUGCAAAGUAAGUUAGAGUUGGAAGCCAAUGCCCUAGAAAAGGAAAAAACAGAAAAAUUGUCUCUCUGCGAGCAGCAGGAAAAAUACGAAGCUAUUAUCCACAAGCUUAAGGAAGAGAAAGAAGUGUUAGUGUCUAACCAAGAACAAGACAGGCAGUUGCUCAUUGAGAAACUCACUUGUGAAAAAGAGACUGCAGUACAAACUGCUUGCAAAGAGUUUGAAUUACAGAGGGAAGCUGCUGAAAAAGGGCUUUUGGAAAAAAUACAACAACUUGAGAUGCAAGUAAAUCGGAG